UUACAUUAAUGAAUGGUGGAGCAAUCGCGUUCAUCGGGCGUGGUUCUGGGUCUGAGCCCGAUUAGGCUGCGGCGUCAUUGCGUGUGGAAUUAUGUCAUCAGUGAUCUGACAAAACCCAAUGAUACCUUCACCCGUCGGACUGCUACGCAUGAGCUCCUCCCCGUCUGUCCUCAACCUCAGAGCUUUAAAUCAGAAUUCUGUAGCUCUCGUUCCAUACAGCCCGCUGUACUCAACAAAAAUCAAUCUCUGGAAGGUUCCGUUUUGCUAGCCCUCCUUUCUCAGCUAUUCUUUCUCUCUCAGCCACAGCUCCGAUCGUCGCUUCCGGUCGCUUGUUAGCUCAACCCGACUAAGUCGCUCAUGCGAACGGGACUGAUAGCAGGCUACUUUUUCGCAUCGACAUCCAUUACUGAGACUUAGCUACAAGCUUCAUGUCCAGCGACUCUCCCACAUUCCCACAUUCUCCACCGCAGUAAUCGUCGGACGAACUGCACGACUAUGGAUAAUUCAGGCCCAAAAGCGAUCCUAACUCCCGAAAACUUUCACAAUGUGCAUGAGAUCUCGAGGGCAACCUCUCCAGGGGGCGAGCCCGCAGGGACCAACGGCGAUGGCGAACCAAUAGCUCGUGUCCGGCCUCGGACGUACCCCUACUUCAAGUACCUACCGUAUUCCCUCGAGAGCGACACCGAGAGAGACCGAACUCUACGAGAGAUCUUGAACCAGCUGUAUAUCGCGGUGGAGGCAGGCGACUUCAGCCCAGGUGCUGUGCACUGGACGCGGGAGCUUCGAGGAUGGCUGUCACUCAAGUUUGAUCCAACGCGCAAGGAACGGAUCAAUCUUGUGAGACUUUAUUACGAGCUUUGUCUUGCUCCGGGGAUUGAUCCCGGUGUCUCGGAGCGGUUUGCCAGCAUGUUUAUGCUUCUUACCAAGCGCAAGCAUUACCUCAGACCGGUCAAGGACCUGAUUCUAGAUUGGAAACCCUUGUACAGAGAAUUGAAGGCUUUCGUUCUACCCACGGAAUCGGGUCUUGUGCACUCGACCAAUUUGAAACGGAACGUCAAAACACUAACGAAGCUCUGUGCGUUCGUUCAACUCUAUAUCGACCCUUGCGAGCUGCCGGCAAUGUUGGAGGAGUUCCUUCCCCACUACACAACAUCAUUCUCAGAAGGUGCAUUUGUGGUCGUUGGUCUGAUCAAUCUGCUACUUCCUACGUCUCCCCCGCCGGAGUCCCGAGAAGACCUACUGCCCCAACACUUCAUGCCAACAUAUUUCCACCUUUGGUCGUUGGUCAGCCGUUCCAAAACCUUUGACAUAACUUUCAUGGACUUCCUGUCUCGGUUAGCACGAGAUUCGCUUCCUGCCGCUCAUAUAUCAUUUUCUGAGUAUGGAAUCUAUACCAAGGAACAGUCGUCCCUCAUCUUCACGGCCAUUCUGCGGCUACUGGAGAUCCCUGUAGGACAGUCAACAUCGCCCUACAGUGCUCUCGUGGAUAUUUCUUCGGGGCUUGGUAUCAUGCUUGAUCGAGACACUCGAAAGCAUCCUGUGGCACAUCAUAUUGCUCGCUGGAUAGUCAUGUCCCUUUCGCCGGCGUGUCUUGACGCUGAGGAGUCGAUCCUGACCCAACUUGAAGGUUUAAUUCAGGCCGUGGAGACAUUUUUCCAUCCUUCUAACUCUGGAAGUUGGACCAAGACUCUGUCCCAGUUGGUUUACUAUCUUUCUGAUUUCUUCAUAAUGCGCUGGAAUCGCGAGCAAAGUGGGGAGAUGGAGGUUCCACCAGAACGAAGACUGACGGAGCCGCUUAAACGUCGUUUUGUUCUGUGUCUACGUGAGGUGAUAUUCAUGGGGAUUUACGCUAAGAGUGGCACGGCGAUGAGCUUUUCGUUGUCCACGCUGCAGAGCUUGGCAUACCUGGAGCCACACCUCAUUCUACCAGGUGCUCUGCAGAGAAUCUACCCAUCUCUUCAGGGUCUCGUCGAGGUCCACCGUACGACAUCAUCUCUCCGUGCUCUUCAAGUCCUGUCACGUAUCAUAUCCAGGACUAGAGGAUAUCGUUGCCACAUGACGACUUUACUAGGACUCGCUUUGCCAGGUGUCGAUGCCAAUGAUCUGGAGAAAUCCUUGCACGCGCUGUCAUUCAUACAAUCCGCCUGCUAUAACAUCCCCAUGGCCGACUUGACAAAGGGAAGAGAAGAUAUCAACUCCAAUAUGCUCGCCGUGCAAUGGAUCACGGGUGAAAUGGAACGGAUGGAAGAAGAAGGCGUCGAGGUUCAAUUAAAUUAUGAUAAGGACCUAGAUGAUGAGACCGAGGAACUGAUUCUUCGUUCGUCAACCUGUGGCUUUGCUGACUUUAUUGUCUCAUUCCUGGGCCGUGUCUUUACGCUCUUGGAGAACCUUCCCGAUGCAACCAGGGUCCGAAAUGGAUCUCCCGAGGAAAAUAUCGUGAACACGCUUCCUGCAACCUUCAUGCCACUCCUGUCUUCUCUCUCCCCCGAGUAUUAUGACAUUGCUCUCACGAAGGUUGUUGACUUCGUAUCCAAUCAUGUGAUCCACCAAGCUCGCGAUGCAAUGGCCUUCAUCUGUAAUUCGAUGUGCAAAGUUAAUCCCGAGAAGGCAUUAAAACGCUUCAUUCCGGUGUUAACGCAGGCAAUUCGCACCGAGAUCGAUGACAACGGUGCGGGCUCGACUCGAACGACGGGCACAGAUGUUCUUCCCCGCGAUCGCGGCUUGGUAUGGAACAUCAGCAUGCUGAGCAUGUGUGUCGUCCACGUCGGAGACUCUGUGCUGGCUCACAGGAAAGAGCUCUUCGACAUUGCCGUGUAUAUGCAGCAAAAGUGUCGGGGCAUACCGACCGUGCACAUUUCAAACUUCGUCCACCAUCUACUCCUCAACCUCACGGGAACCUAUACCGCCGAUUACUCGCUUUAUGAACCCGAUGCAGUUGCUGGUGGCGUGCAUCCUGGGCUUUGGAGCUAUAGAGCUGACCCGCAUAGUUUGACCGUAAAAUGGCACAUUCCCACGCGCGAAGAACUCGAAUUUGCCGUGGCCCUCUUCCAAAAUCAAGCAGAGACUGCGCUUACACGGCUGACUGCAUUGAUUCAUGAUACGUCCAGUGUGAAACGGGAUGGCAGCGGGAAGGACUGGUCGGAUGAAGUCAUCAGGAAUCUUGUUUUACUGCGGCUUAUCCUUUCCGGUAUCUCCGUGCUCUUUGAUCCCAAAGCAGCCUCGAAGACCAAGGAAGGCGGAGUAAAUGGUUCACCGGGCGAUGUCGACAUGGCAGACGCCCUGGCAAAUUCUACCGAGACGGAUGCCGAGAGUGAAGAUUCGGCUCUCGAUAGCUCUGACGAAUCUACCGUCCGAGAGUCAUUCGCAUACCCUACCGGCUAUCCACUGAAGGAAGAUGACGCCAUGUACACCACGAUCCACGGCAUACGAGAGAGGGCUGGCUGGAUCCUUCACGGAGUGCAUAGAUUUUUGUCCGACAAACAGGAGGACGAUGUUCCUUGCUUCAGUGCUCUGUACUCUGCAUAUCGGUCAUGGUUUGUCGAUGUCGGCAUUGAGAGGUCCGCUCAUGUCCUAGACAGAGUUACACGUCUUCUUGCCGCGGACAUUCAUCCUUACAAGAUGAGCGGCGUCCGUAAGGAUUAUCCGCGUCCGUUGCUGGUUCGAAGAGCGAAUGUGUAUCACUUGCAACGACUUAGACACAAUGCAGCACCGCGACCUCGGUCUCGGCUGGACGAGAUCUUACUGUUGGAUAUUGCCGAAUCAUGUGUGUCUCUCUACACAGAAACCCGUCGCAACGCUCAAAGUGCAGGGGAGUCGGCCCUCAAAGCUGUCUGGGGUUCUCGGCUUCUCGUCAUCCCACCACUGCUCCAAGCGCUACAAAAGGGCAUCAAGGAAAACGACCACGCGAGGAUUAAAGGCGCAUUGUUCUCUUUGCUGUUAAGCAGCGUUGCAAGAACUGUCGGACGACACUGGAAGUACGCUCCCACUUUGAUCAGGACCUUCAUCGAUGCAAGCGCGGUCGACAAGCCCUCCGUGCAGAAGAUUUGCUCCAGUGCUGUGUUCCAGAUAAUGGACUACGGCCGCUCUAUGGAAAGGAUGGCUAUCUUGAGUCAAGACCGUGUUGAAGCAAUCGCUCCAAAGGAGGAUGUUCAAGAUCAAAUCACACAAAAGCGCAAGGCCAUCAACAAUAAGCGGGCCCUCAUUGAGAAGAAGAAGGCUGAUCUGGCUGAAGAGCUCGUGAAUCUAGCUAGGGUGUCUCAUUGGAAGGUCGCCAGCCGAGCAGCCACUAUAGUGGUCACAAUGGGUCUCAGGUUCGACUACAUUGCGAGCGAGAACCUCAUAGACCUCGUGACGCAAGGAUCCAUCGAUGACCAUCCUGGCUUGCGUGGCAUGUAUUCCCAAGCGCUCAUUGCGCUUUUCACCAUGGUGGAUGUGCGUGCAAUCUGCAGCCAUGAUUACAAAAAUUACAUUCUGGGCAACCAACAUUUCCCCUCAAAGAUCAACGUGGCUACCAAGCGCUACGAGGAGGGUUGGACCCAGGAAUACCUGUCUAGCUUUGCCAAUCCAGAGGCAGAGUAUUACGUCGAUCAUGAUUUCCCUGGCUGGCUUGUGUGGGGAGACAGGAUGCCUGCGUACAAGUCGAAUGUCGCGCGCGAUAUUGAAUACGACGAAACUGAAUGGAAAGUGCGAACUCACAUGGGCAACCUGUUCAACCGAGCAUGGUUCACCAAGUUCUUCAUGUACUUGAAACAAGAGCCACGCGACCCUUCUGCUGAUAAGUUCCGGAUGCCCUGUGCAAUGAUGCUGCUCUACGCUUUCGAAUUGAUGCUUCGGGAUGGACUCACAGCUGCCACAUUCCAAGAUAUCCAGGAAGAAGUGGCGGCCGUAUUUGAAGACGGCAGUGACAAGCAUCAACAUAGAGCUACUGCUGAGAUCCUAGGCGCCCUUAUAAGCUCCGUUGCGGACUCCAGCGUAGAGAAGCGGACCUUGGUGUGGGAGUACGCGUUCCCAAUCGUGCAAAAGGUCUUCACCGAUGGGUUGACCCCCGAAAAUUCUGGCUAUUGGACUACAUUCCUUCACAUGAUUCUCCAAUGUCGCGAUCCUCGAAGGGCUUGGCCGCUCGUCGAUUGGCUUGCAAGCUUCAGACUGGAUAUGACCACGAAUGCUGCCUUCAAGGAAAGCUCUAAGAUCAAUCUACUACACCAGGCCAUCAUAGAUGCAGGGUGGCAUUUCCAACUAGAGAAGCCGAUUGUGGAGGACUUCCUUGCCCAUCUUGAUCACCCGUACAAGGGUGUUCGCGAGGCCAUGGGCCAGACCAUUGCCACGAUCUAUCGCACGAGAUACCACGAGUCCUAUGCAGAUGUUCAGCGUCUCUUUGCAGCCCAGGAAUCAUCUUCUUCGGUGGGCACAUACCCGUAUUAUCCUUCCGAGGAAUUCACGACAAUGAUGAAAAAUGUCUUUAACCGGAUUGAGAAAUGGCGUCAUGAAAGAACUCCUGGCCAACAUACACCAUCGUCGUAUACUUCAGGCAGCAAGACCGUCCUUUUGUGGCUUGACUCGACUCUUUCAUCCCAUGAAUGCACGCAACUUGUACCCUUUUUCCCGAACGUAUUCACGGGGCAACUUCUGCACAUGAUGGACGUCAAGGAAGAUCCAGAACUUCAAUCUCUCGCCUACCACGUUUUCCGGCAUUUACCAAACAUCCCAUACCCUGCCGAGGAAAGCUCUGGGUUCAUCAAAUCACUCAUCCACAUUGGCCAGACUUCGCCCUCGUGGCAUCAGCGUCUGCGAGUGAUGAUCAAUAUUCAGAUUAUCUACUUCCGUCGCCUAUUCUUGCUCUCCGUCGCUGAUCGUGAUAAAUUGUUCGAGUGUGUGGCGAACAUGCUGGAAGACCCGCAACACGAGGUGAGAGCCGGGGCAUCAGCCACUUUGUCCGGAAUGAUCCGCUGCUCGCCAGCCUUCCUGCGUGAAGAAAUGAUCAAACGCUUCCUGGAUCGGUUCAGCAAGAUUUUGAUUAACAACCCCCUUCCCAAGAGACCGAAGAACUUCAGAUCGGGAAUCGCCUCGCCGGUCUCCUCCGGCCCGGGGACUCCGACUCCUGAACACACGCGGCUCAUCAUCACCCGUCAUGGUGCGGUUCUGGGACUUGGCGCGCUCAUUCAGGCAUUCCCAUACAAUAGCCCUCCGCCACGAUGGAUGCCUGAAGCUUUGGCAACCCUGAGUGUUCGCGCUGCGAAUGACCCGGGCAUUGUAGGAUCGAGUGUCAAAUCUAUCAUCAGUGAAUUCAAGAAAACCCGACAGGAUACCUGGCAUAUCGAUGCGAAAGUGAGUUGACAUCUUCCAUGCCUCUGAGAGUACACGAACUAACUGCUUGCGACUAGGCCUUUACGCCGGAUCAACUGGAGGAUCUUUCGGGUGUUCUUUGGAAGAGCUACUUUGCUUAAUGAUACUGAUAGAGGGCGAUUAGAGCACAACUAGCAUGGGCGUUGUGCUGUUUGCUAUGGGCAAAAAUUACCUUUAAUAUCUUGCUUUCAAUGGCACAAACACUGUGCAUGCUUCGUGCCUGUGAGGUCUUGACAUCUUUAUGUCCUGCAGGGCCACGGGAAUGUGCAAAUUGGGUGGUUUGGUUAAAAUAAUGCGAGGAUGUCUGCUACUAGUCAUGAUUUGGGAGGCAAUGUUGAUGUCCAUACAGAGGUUUUCCUUAGUAGUGAUUGUAUUAAUCAGUAUCUUGGUUUUGGUUAGAGUGUUUA
Aspergillus melleus is the source of this 6749-nucleotide messenger RNA. It is a transcript of the gene BLM3, whose product is annotated as proteasome activator BLM10. Lineage: Eukaryota; Fungi; Ascomycota; Eurotiomycetes; Eurotiales; Aspergillaceae. The transcript is spliced from 3 exons. The coding region runs from base 496 to 6333 and encodes 1945 amino acids. Gene Ontology annotation, molecular function: peptidase activator activity; proteasome binding. The record is from RefSeq and is a predicted model, not a curated record. Gene Ontology annotation, biological process: proteasomal ubiquitin-independent protein catabolic process. Gene Ontology annotation, cellular component: nucleus; cytosol.